Guyanagaster necrorhizus is the source of this 1269-nucleotide messenger RNA. RefSeq lists its product as uncharacterized. Gene Ontology annotation, molecular function: protein binding. The transcript is spliced from 3 exons. The record is from RefSeq and is a predicted model, not a curated record. The coding region runs from base 1 to 1269 and encodes 422 amino acids. Lineage: Eukaryota; Fungi; Basidiomycota; Agaricomycetes; Agaricales; Physalacriaceae.
AUGGCGACAAUUCCCCCAGAGCUUGUGUUAGAGAUUCUUACAUACACAAGUGGAUGCCGCGAUGAUCUCAUGGCAUGUUGUCUUGUCUGUCGCGCCUGGCGCCGUCUUGCCCAACCCUUUGUCUUCUCUGAACUAUCCCUGUCCCUCGAAUCGCAAUGCCACCCUUGGAAUCGAAAAUUUGCUGCAUAUCCUCAUCUUGCUCAAUAUGUCACCCACCUCAACCUGUGGGGCGGAAACUUGGGGGAGUUGGAUGUUGUGUCAUUGGUCGAAGAUCAACCUCCUUUUCUUGAAGGUCCCGCCACACUGGAGCUCUUACGUCGGCUCCCAAAUAUCAAGUACUUGAAGAUACAUGACUUUUACUUGCCGAGCGAAAGGGAGAUAGAGGUUCUUUGUCAUUUUAUGCGGCUGGAGUGGCUGGAAAUGUGCGAGGUGAUGUUCAGCCAUCCAGCAGACUUGUUGGAUUUCAUGUCGCAAUCAGUUAAUUUGAAGGGUCUCCAUAUUACGGAUACAGAAGUCAGGAGUCUUACCGAAGACCUGAUUGGUCCCACACUGCAUAAUCAUGUUGACGCUGUUCCGAAACGGCUACGGAAUCUCAAGCUCCAAGACGUCACUGAAAGUUUAUAUUAUCUCUCCUGGCUUUCAGGAGGUGCCUUUGACCUCGAUGAUCUUGUCGACCUCACUUUAUCUUGGGAAUCUUUCCCAACGAAACGCCCUCACCUUCCUCCCGAACCUCUUUCUUCCUAUAUCGAUCCUUUUAUCAGUACUGUCGGUGCUGGGAUCAAACAUCUACGGCUUGAUAUCGAAACUCCAGAGCAAGAAUCCAACGUUAACUACAUGCUAGAGCAUUUCAUCUCAACGAGAGCCUUGAGCAACUUUAAAGCGCUAGUAACCUUGAACAUCGACUCAAUAAAUCCUUAUAUCAAGAAUGAUGCUGCCCAUCUGGUUGACAUCGAACGUCUUUUUCAACACCUCACGCUACCGAACCUUCGGAAAAUAUCCAUAACAAUUUGCUUCACUCUGGACACUGCGGACCAUCUCCCAUCCUAUAAAGAAUUCCCCGUCUGGGCUAGUCUCGAUGAGCUCUUCGCCAGCUCGCAGUUUCCCUCUCUUCAGCAGGUCAUGCUGUUCAUCGAGGUGAAAAGUGUCCACUGGGAUGCUCACAAAUUCGGACUGAGGUUGGAAGACUCCGAUUCCGACAAUGAGGAUGCUGCUAGUGUUGUCAUCCCGCCGCUGAACAUCCUCCGACGGUGGACGAUGUUGCUGCUGUGA